This is a messenger RNA of Pseudonaja textilis, 768 nucleotides long. The record is from RefSeq and is a predicted model, not a curated record. Lineage: Eukaryota; Metazoa; Chordata; Lepidosauria; Squamata; Elapidae.
AUGUCCAUCUGGACCUCCCACCCUCCCAUCCAGCGUGAGACCCAAUCCUUACGCAUUCUCAAUGAGGCCCUCUUUUCCUGUCCACAGACGCAUUGUGCUGAGAACCUGCUCAAGGCUGACACCUAUCGCAAGUGGAAGGCUGCCCAGGCUGGGGAAAAGCAAGUCUCUGUCAUAUUACAAUUUGAAAAAGAGGAGCAGAUUCACAGCAUUGAUAUUGGCAAUGAAGGCUCUGCCUUUGUGGAAGUGUUGGCUGGUAGCUCUGCCUCUUCCAGUGAGCAGAAUUAUGAGGUGCUGUUGGUUACAUCCUCCUUCAUGUCUCCCUCAGAGAGCAAGAGUGGCACCAACUUGAACCGAGUCCGUAUGUUUGGGCCAGAUAAACUGGUGAAGGCUACAGCUGAGAAGAAGUGGGACCGAGUUAAGAUUGUUUGUACCCAGCCGUAUACCAAGUCUCUGGCUUAUGGCCUUUCCUUCGUGCGGUUCCAUUCUCCUCCAGACAGCAGUGAGACACAUUCCAAAGCGGUUUCACCGAAGGUCACCAAAUUGGGCCAGUUUAAGGUGAAGGAGGAUGAUAGCAACUCCAGCUCUCUGAAACCUGGUGCUCUCUUUUUCAGCCGUGCCAGCAAACCUCUGGUCUCCCCUCCUAAAGCAUCUCAGAAUGACCAGCCUUCGCCCAGUUAUGCUGCUGCCUCACUACAGACCAACAAAUCUCUUUCUCCUGACUCUUCACCAUCAACAGUGGAAAAGCCCACCACCAAAAUUCCACCCAAG